Echinops telfairi (small Madagascar hedgehog) is the source of this 3817-nucleotide messenger RNA. It is a transcript of the gene MOCS1, whose product is annotated as molybdenum cofactor synthesis 1. Gene Ontology annotation, molecular function: metal ion binding; GTP 3',8'-cyclase activity; cyclic pyranopterin monophosphate synthase activity. The record is from RefSeq and is a predicted model, not a curated record. Gene Ontology annotation, biological process: Mo-molybdopterin cofactor biosynthetic process. The coding region runs from base 30 to 1940 and encodes 636 amino acids. NCBI's taxonomy places the organism in Eukaryota, Metazoa, Chordata, Mammalia, Afrosoricida, Tenrecidae. The transcript is spliced from 11 exons.
GGAAGGCUCACCCCCGGCGAGUAGGCUAAAUGGCGUUGCGGCCUGUGUCCCAGAAGCUGUGGAGGGUCCUGGGGACUGGCGUCCGGAGCUGCAGCUCAGGGGCUCCGGUGACGCAGCCUCGUCCAGGGGAGUCCUCCCAGCCUGCAGUGGAGGAUCUAUCCAGGCGGAAGCAGUCCCUGAGAGAGCAGUCUGCCCCCUUCUCCACCUUCCUCACCGACAGCUUCGGCCGCCAGCACAGCUACCUGCGAAUCUCGCUCACCGAGAAGUGCAACCUCAGAUGUCAAUACUGCAUGCCUGAGGAGGGGGUCCCACUGACCCCCAAAGCCGACCUGCUAACCACCGAGGAGGUCCUGGCUCUCGCCCGGCUCUUCGUGAAAGAAGGCGUGGACAAGAUCCGGCUAACGGGCGGGGAGCCACUCAUCCGGCCAGACGUCGUGGACAUUGUGGCCCAGCUCCACCGGCUGGAAGGGCUGAGGACCAUCGGCGUCACCACCAACGGCAUCAACCUCGCCCGGCUGCUGCCUCCGCUUCAGAAAGCGGGCCUCAACGCCAUCAACAUCAGCCUGGACACCCUGGUGCCAGCCAAAUUUGAGUUCAUCGUCCGCAGGCGAGGCUUCCACAAGGUCAUGGAGGGCAUCCACAAGGCCAUCGAGCUGGGUUACAGCCCUGUGAAGGUGAACUGUGUGGUGAUGCGGGGCCUCAACGAGGACGAGCUCCUGGACUUUGUGGCCUUGACGGAGGGGCUCCCCCUGGACAUUCGCUUCAUAGAGUACAUGCCCUUUGAUGGCAACAGGUGGAACUUCAAGAAGAUGGUCAGCUACAAGGAGAUGCUGGACACGGUCCAGCAGCGGUGGCCAGAGCUGGAGAAGCUUCCAGAGGAGGAGUCCAGCACAGCCAAGGCCUUUAAGAUCCCGGGCUUCCAAGGCCAGAUCAGCUUCAUCACAUCCAUGUCGGAGCACUUCUGUGGGACCUGCAACAGGCUGCGGAUCACAGCAGAUGGGAACCUCAAGGUCUGCCUUUUUGGGAGUUCCGAAGUAUCGCUCCGGGAUCUCCUGCGCACAGGGGCCACCGAGGAGGAGCUGCUGAGAAUCAUAGGGGCAGCCGUGGGCAGGAAGAAGCGGCAGCACGCAGGCAUGUUCAAUAUUUCCCAGAUGAAGAACCGGCCCAUGAUCCUCAUCGAGUCCCAGCGGAUGCACCUGGAUUCCCCACCAGCCAUUCCCAGCGUUUCUUCCUGGGACUUGCUCCGUGUGUACAACCCAAGACCCGGAGUGAGUUUCUCCAGCCAGACGACAACUUUAUGGAAAGGACACAGGGUCCCCCAAAUCCCUCUCCUAGCCCAGCAGUGGCUGCAAUCUGGCCCCCCUCAGAGACACUACAGCGCCCUCUUAGACUCGGACACCAAUCCCAAGUGCCUUAACCCUGGGGCCCGGGCUCCUGCCACCCCCCCGGAGCCCCAGCCACCCUCCGGCCAACUAACCCACGUGGACUCGGAAGGACGGGCAGCUAUGGUAGAUGUGGGCAGGAAGCCAGACACAGAGCGGGUGGCCGUGGCCUCAGCCGUGGUCCUCCUGGGGCCCGUGGCCUUCCGGCUCGUCCAGGAGAACCAGCUGAAGAAGGGAGAUGCCCUGGUGGUCGCCCAGCUGGCUGGAGUCCAGGCAGCCAAACUGACCAGCCAGCUGAUUCCCCUGUGUCACCACGUGUCACUGAGCCACGUCCAGGUGCAGCUGGAGCUGGACAGCACACGCCACGCUGUGGUGAUCCAGGCGUCUUGCCGGGCCCGCGGCCCUACCGGGGUAGAGAUGGAGGCCCUGACCUCGGCCUCGGUGGCCGCCCUUACCGUGUAUGACAUGUGCAAGGCUGUGAGCAGGGACAUCGUGCUGGGUGAGAUCCAGCUCAUUCGCAAGACCGGGGGCCAGCGGGGGGACUUCCAUCGGGCUUAGAACCCGGUGUGCAUACCCCACCCGCCAGCAGUCCAGCCGGGUAGGGUGCAGGUCCAGGGACUAGAUGUCGGGUCCCGUUGGCCCGGUCCCCAAGAGGGACCUUAGGUUAGCGCCCCACACUCUUCCACUGCAGGGAGGCCUAGAAUGCAGUGGCCUGGGAGGUGGUGUCCUUCUCCAGGCAGGAAAGCAGCCCGUCCCUCCAACCCCCAGGACCGCUGUGGCCUGGGCCGGACCUGCCAGGGCUCACCUGUAGGGCACUGGAAACCACGGUGUGGUCUCUGCCUGCUUCCCUCCCGGCAUUGCAGACCACGCCAUAGCUCCCUCUUCUCAUAGUGGUUCCUUUUCCAGUCUCCCCGGCGGGGAGGAAGGCGAGGCUGGUUGCCCAGUGGGGCUCCCUUUGAGAAAAGAGAGCCCCCCUGGCCUGGAUAGAGAAUGGUCAUAUCCAGACUUCUCUUCUGCAACUGGGCCUUCCCAUGGGUGACAGCACCUGAGGGGAGCAGAGCCACCCGGUCCCGCUGCCUCCCCACCCUGCUCCUCUGAGAUGGCUAAUGUGCCUGCCCACCUGUAGUCUGAUCCAUCCAGCAUCCGGGCUUCCAGCUUAACAGUUAGUUACAGUGCCCUGCCAGCUCCCACUCCUCUUAAAGGGUCCUGCACACGGGCCAAAGCCCCAAGGACGGCUGAGCACCCAUGUGCCCUGCACGCUGCCAGUCUGCCCAUCACAGGGGGAGGAGCAUGUAUUAGCUCGCCUUCGCCCUUGCAGUGUGGCGGCCAGUUUGGGAGAUGCAAGGCCCAGGAGAUUCUGUGUGGGGAGGGCACUGAGCUACUAGGACAUUGUGCCCAGUCAUCGGCCCCUCCUGGAGACUGACCCCCCUCUCGGGGAGGAGAGGAAGGCAGAGACCGUGGGAAGUCCUGUUCUCCCCCUGUGCUGGGGGAGACCGUGGACCUGGGGGAGGGAGGCACAGGUGGGUGCCAUCUAUCGUAAAGGUGCUGCCAGACAGCCAUGACCAAGACUUCUGUGACUUUCUGGAAGCAGAUCAUAAGAAUCUUCCACCGAGGCAGCUCUGGGAGGGUUAGAACCACCCACCUGUCUGUGAGCCAGCAGCCCAAACCUUCUGCCGCCAUCCAGGAGGGGUCCGGGGAUGAGCAGAGAGAGGCUCCUGGUGGUCACAUGACCCUCUGGGUCCUCCCCCCAAAGAUGGGUUUCUGUGGGCCUGUCUGCAGAGGCUCCUGGACUUUUCCCCCCGACUGCCAAGAGGCGCUGGUGACCAUUUGGCAGGUGGGGGUAUUAGGUGCCAUAGACUCUGUUCCCACCCACAGCCACCCUAGGCACCCAGAAAGAAUCGCUGCCCGGUCCUGCCCCAUCCUCACGGUUGUUCCUGUGCCCGAGCCCACGGUCGCAGCCACCGUGUCCAUCCACCUCAUUGAGGGCCAUCCUCUGUCUCGCUGCCCCUCGGCUUGACCAAGCGUGAUGUCCAGACACUCGUGGGGUGGGGUGGGCAGUCCUCCCCUGUCCUACAGGUCACGACAGGCUGAAAUCGACGCGACGGCAGAGACUUGAGAGACUUAGCAGGCGGUCUCCACAAACAGAGCGUCCAUCUCCAGAUCUAACGAGGCCCACCUCGGCUGGCUUUAAAUCACCAAUCUGGACGUCAGCUCACUUGCGAGAUUCUUUUAAUAGUGACCCUCAGCUCUCACGAAACUGGAACAAGUUGUCUCCAGCCCACCCCACCCUCUGGCCCCAAGACCCCUCCUGAAGAAAAAGGCACAAGUCCCAGGGCAGACUGGAUAGGGGUGGUAUGGGUUUAAUAUAUUUUAGUAUUACCAUAUAUUCUUAUUUUUUAAAAAAAGGUGCAGAUAAAAAGGACACAGAUUUUGUA